ACAUGGGCGUCCGUGCUGCUGAACGAUCCCGCAGCCUCGGCCGGGUCAGCGCACCCACCCCCCGCUCUUCUCCGCCCUCAUUGCUGGAAACCAAUUUCUCCGUCCACAAAGUGGGUCGGCGACGUGCGAGGCCUGUCCCAAGCAACAGCAGGCACGAAAAGGCUCGAUGAACGAUUCCUCUUGCGGCUUUAGAACAACGCGUAGCCGACCUGCACUCCACAGUCAGACGAUAUACGCGGGCGUGAGAGAUCUGGGGUAGCCGACUGCGCGUUGCUCGUUGUCAUUGGUGCAGAAACUCCAGCAGGAUUUGGGUCCUUUUGCUCAUCGCGUACUAGUCUCAUGGGUAUUCUAGAAGCGUGAUGCGAGAUGCUUGGACCUCCGGGGGCGCGCUCCCGCCAUGUUAAGCAUGGGGGUGGGAUCAUGGGGGUUGCGGAGAGCUUUUGGUAUAUUAUACAGUGACACCCCAGGUAUGCGUCGUUGGAUCAGAGGGCCUUUUGCUUUCACUUCUCGCUACUUCACUCAUCUUGUUCAAGAGGUCGAGGGUCCUGCAUUUCCUUGGACGCAGUUGCAAUCAUGUCGGACAUCGAAGCAUCCGGGCCUGCGAAAUGGAGGAUGAGCAGGAAGCGACUUUAUAACUGGUACGCUGCCCUCUGUGCGGCCUCCUGUAUGGUUCUGUACGGCUACGACGCAUCGACGUUCAACGCCAUCUCUGGAUCAAAGCACUGGGAUGCGUACUUCAACCAUAUCAAAUCCGAUCCGUCAAAGUCUAAUCUCUAUGCUUCAUUGAACACAGCGUACUAUGUCGGUGCCAUUGCGACGGGUUGGUUCGCCGGUGGGCCUAUCGCUGACUUCUUUGGCCGCCGGGUUGGUAUGGUCAUUGGAGCGGCUCUCGUGUGUGUCGCAACGUUCAUGCAGGCCUUUGCUCCCCGCGGCAAUCUCGGUGUCUUCAUUGGUGGUAGAGUUAUCGUCGGUAUGGGACAGGGUGUCUGCCUCACUGCCGGUCCAGCAUACAUCAACGAGAUCACUCCUGCAGAUAUCCGAGGAAAGGUCAUGAGCUUUUGGCAAAUGAACUAUUCCGUGGGAAGUUUCAUUGCGUAUUGGGUUGGCUACGCCUGUUCCAAGCACACAAAGAGCCUUGGCGAGUGGGACUGGAAGAUGGUUGUUAUCUUCCAACUGCUUGUACCCCUCUUCAUCGUCUGCGUUAUCAUGACCCUGCCCGAAACGCCUAGGUGGUACAUUCAGCGCGGCAACCGCAUCGACAAGGCGCGGGCGACACUUCGUCGUGUCCGUGAUACCGAGGAAGAAAUUGAGGCGGAGCUUAUGGCCAUCCGCGAGGCCAUCGAGUUCGAGAAGGAAGCUAUCUCCGGCAACUACUGGGCGCUGUUCAAGGACCGCUCGAUCCGGAAGCGACUGCUCAUCGCCUUCGCGCUCAACGCUGGUCAGCAGGUCACGGGACAGGGUUCGCUCAAUACGUACAGCACCAUCGUGUACAGCAAGGUGUUCAAGAACGCGAACACGAUCUUCUUGAUCAACGCAUUGAAUGCUACGUUGGCUAUCCUAUUCACCCUAAACGCUACCUGGACGGUCGACCGAUUUGGACGCAAGUUUCUGUUCAUCAUCGGUGGCUUGGGCAUGGGGGUCUGCAUGCUCAUCGUCGCAACCGUCUACACGCAGACGCCCGCUGUCCCAGGUUCCCGGACUGCCACUCUACCGGACGGAGUGAAGUCUGAAGGAGUUGGUGCGGCGAUUGUGUUCUUGUUCUUCCUCUUUGCAUUCUUUUACAAACCAUCGUGGGGUGCGACAACAUGGAUCUGGACCUCGGAAGUCUUCAGCAUGAACGUUCGCACGCAGGCCAUCGGCAUGGCAUCCCAAAUUCAGAACGUCGCCAACCUCAUCUGCCAACAGUUCUUCCCAACCUUCCUCAACCACAAGGGCUUCUACGCAUUCUACAUGUUCGCUGGAAUAAACUUCCUGCUGGUCGUAUUUGUCUUCUUCGUCGUGCCGGAGACCAAAGGUGUGCCACUGGAGGAGAUUGACACGUUGUUUGGAGGAGCAAACCACGUGGACAAGGGCGCUGACUUGAUCGUUGAGAGCCGACGAAACACGGUGACGGACGGAAAGACGGAGCAGGAGAAGAUCGAGCGCGCGCCAGAGACUCUUGAAAUCACACCGACAAAGCUCUAGGAUGGGCAUAAGCAUAUGCUGGAGGGCCAGCGGAAGAGUUCCUUUGGGCAACUGUUCUUUGUACACACAACACCAAUUUGCGGCAAUGAAUAGUAGCGUAAUGUCUUUUUGUUUGCCAAAUAUGAACGGCUCAACC
This is a messenger RNA of Verruconis gallopava, 2320 nucleotides long. RefSeq lists its product as uncharacterized. Lineage: Eukaryota; Fungi; Ascomycota; Dothideomycetes; Venturiales; Sympoventuriaceae. Gene Ontology annotation, biological process: carbohydrate transport; transmembrane transport. The transcript is spliced from 6 exons. The record is from RefSeq and is a predicted model, not a curated record. Gene Ontology annotation, cellular component: membrane. Gene Ontology annotation, molecular function: carbohydrate:proton symporter activity. The coding region runs from base 574 to 2184 and encodes 536 amino acids.